GGUACGACCAAUCUUUAGCGAAACAAAGUCUACUGUAUUUUUUCACAUAGGUCUAUUGUUGUUCGGAUUCAUUUUAAACUAAAUUGUUGCCUGAAGUGUUGGUAAAAAGGCGAAGACAUGUUCUUGAGGCAGACUUUGUAUCUGAACAGGCUACAAAUUAUUUGAGACUGAGAGCGUAUAUAAGUCUGAACAAAAGUUCUCCUGGACUGAGACAGAUCUGACGUUAAGGCAAGACAACGAUGGAAGCCCAUGGUAGUUCAGGUAACUCGAUCCAUCUCUCAGAGAUGAGGAUUGUGCUGCUGGGGUGGAUAGGUGCAGGGAAGAGUUCAUCAGGGAACAUCAUCCUGGGUAGAGAGGAGUUUAAACUGAGGACAGCUCAGUGUGUGAAGAGACUGGGAGAGGUAGCAGGGAGGCAGGUCACCGUGGUUGACACUCCAGGAUGGUGGAGGGAUUUCCCUGCAGAGUACACAACUAAGAUGGUUAAACAGGAGAUUGUACGGAGUGUGUCUCUGUGUCCCCCAGGACCCCACGCCCUCCUCCUGGUCAUACAAGGAGGGGGUUCAUUCACUGAGAAACACAGAUUAUCAGUAGAGAAACACCUGCAGCUUUUUAAUGAGAGAGUCUGGAGUCACACUAUAGUGCUGUUCACCUAUGGGGACUAUCUAGGAGACACAACCAUUGAGCAGCACAUUCAACAAGAGGGGAAGGCUCUCCAGUGGCUUGUUGAGAAAUGUGGGAACAAGUAUCAUGUCCUCAACAAUGAGAACAGGGGUGAUGGCUCUCAGGUCACAGAGCUGCUGGACAAGAUAGAGGAGAUAGUAGCAGGAAAAAGAGGAAGACAUUAUGAGAUCGGGAGAGGAAUACUGGACAAGUUAAGAAAGUGGAGGAGAACAAAAGAAGAAAAAACAAAAGAAAGACAGAAGGUGCCAAAACAGAGAGAGAUCCAUCAAACAAUAGGUGACUCUGUCCAUCUCUCAGAGCUGAGGAUUGUGCUUCUGGGGUGGAGAGGUGAAGGGAAGAGUUCAUCAGGAAACACCAUCCUGGGCAGAGAGGAGUUUGACCUGAGGACAACUGUUGAGUGUGUGAAGAGAGAGGGAGAAGUUGCAGGGAGACAGGUCACUGUGGUCGACACACCCGGAUGGAUAGGGAGUGUACCUGUAAAGGGCACUACUGAGCUGGUUAAACAGGAGAUAGUACGCAGUGUGUCUCUGUGUCCCCCAGGACCCCACGCCCUCCUCCUGGUCAUAGUGGGGGUGGCUUCAUUCACAGAGGAAGAUGCAAAAUCUGUAGAGCAACACAUGGAGCUUCUCAGUGAGAGAGUCUGGAGUCACACUAUAGUGCUGUUCACCCAUGGGGACAAUCUGGGAGAUACAACUAUUGAACAGCACAUUCAACAAGAGGGGAAGGCCCUCCAGUGGCUUGUUGAGAAAUGUGGGAACAGGUAUCAUGUCCUCAACAAUAGGAACAGUGGUGAUGGCUCUCAGGUCUCAAAGCUACUGGACAAGAUGGAGGAGAUGGUGGCAGGAAACAGAGGAGGACACUGUGAGAUGGACAGAGAGAUACUGGAGAAGAUACAGGAGAGAAGGAGGGCAGAGGAAGAACGAGCACAGGACAGGCUGGUGAAAAUGCACAAACAGAGAGAGACUCUCAGAUCACUAAUGGGUCACUGCCUCCAUCUCUCAGAGCUGAGGAUUGUGCUGCUGGGGUACCGUUACGCAGGGAAGAGUUCUUCAGGAAACACCAUCCUGGGCAGAAAAGAGUUUGACCAGAGGACAGGUGCUCAGUGUGUGAAGAGAGAGGGAGGAGUAGCAGGGAGACAGGUCACUGUCAUUGACACUCAAGGAUGAUGGAGGACUUGCCCUGUAGAGGACACUACUGAGAUGGUUAAAGAAGAGAUACUAUGCAGUGUCUCUCUGUGUCCCCCAGGUCCCCACACUGUCCUCUUGGUCAUACAGGGAGGGGGUUCAUUCACUGAGGAGGAGGCAAAUUCUAUAGAGCAACACUUGCAGCUUCUCAGUGAGAGAGUCUGGAGUCACAAUAUAGUGCUGUUCACCUGUGGGGACUAUCUGGGAGAUACAACCAUUGAGCAGCACAUUGAGACAGAAGGAAAAGCCCUCCAACAGCUUGUUGAGAAAUGUGGGAACAGGUACCAUGUCCUCAACAAUAAGAACAGUGGUGAUGGCUCUCAGGUCACAGAGCUGCUGGACAAGAUCGAAGAGAUGGUGGCAGGAAACAGAGGAGGACACUAUGAGAUAGACAGAGAGAUACUGGAAAAGAUUGAAAAGGUAGAACUGUGGAGAAGAACUUCAAUAGAGAAAGCAAAAGAAAGAAGGAUGAAGGUGCAGAAACAGAGAAAGAUCCACCAAACAUUUAUAUGGGAGUCCCUCCAUCUAACUGAGCUGAGGAUUGUGCUGCUGGGGUUUAGAGGUGCCGGGAAGAGUUCUUCAGGAAACACCAUCCUGGGCAGAGAAGAGUUUGACCUGAGGACAGCUGCUCAAUGUGUGAAGAGACAGGGAGAAGUAGCAGGGAGGCAGGUCACUGUGACCGACACUCCAGGGUGGUGGCGUGAUUUCCCUGUAGAGGGCACUAUUAAGCUGGUUAAAGAAGAGAUAGUACGCAGUGUGUCUCUGUGUCCCCCAGGACCCCACGCCCUCCUCCUAGUCAUAGUGGGGGUGGUUUCAUUCACAGAGGAAGAUGCAAAAUCUGUAGAGCACCACAUGGAGAUUCUUGGUGAGAGAGUCUGGAGUCACACUAUAGUGCUGUUCACCAGUGGGGACAAUCUGGGAGACACAACUAUUGAGCAGCACAUUCAACAAGAGGGGAAGGUCCUCCAGUGGCUUGUUGAGAAAUGUGGGAACAGGUAUCAUGUCCUCAACAAUAUGAACAGGGGUGAUGGCUCUCAGGUCACAGAGCUGCUGGACAAGAUAGAGGAGAUGGUGGCAGUCACCAGUGGAGAUGUGUUCUGCCUGGAGGGCAUCAGAGAUGAAGAGCAGAGUUCUGAGUGGAAGAUACCAUUUCUGCCUGAGAGGAGGAUUAGAAGCAUAGAUGAUCCUCCUUCUUUGAGUGGGGCCAGCAGAACAGAAACCACCAACAACUCUGAAGACAUAUCUGACUGGGGGUCAGAGACUGGAUCACGACCUGACGGGAGUGGCGGUGACGGAUCUGAGUGCCAAUCUCUGAGAAGCUCUGCACAUGACUCCGCCUAUGGCUCUGACACUUCCUGUCCGUCACGUCACCUGACCUCAGUGGUGAGAUCAGCCAGAUCUAGGACUGGUGUGAGGAAACACCUGCUGGCUGGAGCCACUCUGAGUUCUACACCAGAGGAACUUACUCCGACUGUAGUGACUCCAGAAACUGCAGUAGAACUCACAGAAACCUCAUACAGGCUCUGCUGCCCUCAAGCAGGCUUGUUCCAGUGCAGUCUGACUGGCCUCAUGUUCCUGAUGGAGGGCCAGGGGGAGGUGCUCUACAGGACUGUUCAAUGGGACCAAGGUCUGCUGUACUCCACAGGCCGCUCCCCUGCUGGACCCCUGUUCACCAUCGACUGUCUCCAGGGCUCUGUCUGUCAGCUGCACCUCCCACACUGUGAGAUUCUCUCUGGAGAGGGGCGUGAGGUGCUGUCUGUGGCUCAUGUUACUGGAGGCAGCAUGGAGCUCGUGCCUCCACUGAGGGUGACAGGAUCUCAUGUGGUGGUGGAUGUGACAGACCUGUCCCUGUGGGGCCUGGUCAGGUGGUUUCUACCCUCCCUCACCAUCAAGGGCCAGGUGCUCCUCUUCCUCCAGCAGCUGAGCCCCAUGUAUACCAUCCUCAACGUGAUGGUUCUGCCCAGCAACGUGCCUCUCUCUGAGGUGAAGGAGAAACAGGAGGGAACCACCUACCUGCGUGUCAGUUCUGACUGCCGGCUAGCUAAGGGGGACAGGUACAGUCUCACGUGUCAUCUGGAAGAGACACCCCGGAUACAACCAAAGUGUGUUGAGAUGGACUGGAGCUACGGAUCCAACUACCACCCCACAUUCCAGGUGUUCCUGCUCCCCGUCACACAAGAGGUGGAACUCAUUCUGUUGGAGGGGAGGCUGGAGGGGGUGGAGGUGUGGUCGGGGCUGGUCCCACUGACAGGUGCUGCUGUCACCGGGACGUCAACAUCUGAGGGACCGUCUCAGCGGGCUCAGAGUGAACAUGCGGAGCAGCAGCUGAAGGCUGUGAGGUCAGAGUUUGUGAAGCGUGUGUCGGUCCCUGUGCUCAACAGUCUAUUGGAUGAGCUCCGUCAGCAUGGAGUCAUCACGCAGGAAGAGGAGGAGUCUGUCAAGGCCAUCGCUGAGAGGGCGGAGAGAGCGCGCCACGUCAUCGACGCCGUGCUGAACAAAGGAGCUGAAGCCUGCCGCAUGAUGACAGUGUUCUUACUUGAGCAGGACUCCUACAUGAGCAAGAAGCUUGGUCUCAGUUAG
This is a messenger RNA of Osmerus eperlanus (European smelt), 4445 nucleotides long. RefSeq lists its product as uncharacterized. The transcript is spliced from 14 exons. Gene Ontology annotation, molecular function: GTP binding. The record is from RefSeq and is a predicted model, not a curated record. Lineage: Eukaryota; Metazoa; Chordata; Actinopteri; Osmeriformes; Osmeridae. Gene Ontology annotation, biological process: regulation of apoptotic process.